Messenger RNA from Magnolia sinica, 2878 nucleotides. Its product is annotated as AP2-like ethylene-responsive transcription factor CRL5. The transcript has 9 exons. Gene Ontology annotation, biological process: regulation of DNA-templated transcription. The coding region runs from base 581 to 2575 and encodes 664 amino acids. Lineage: Eukaryota; Viridiplantae; Streptophyta; Magnoliopsida; Magnoliales; Magnoliaceae. Gene Ontology annotation, molecular function: DNA-binding transcription factor activity; DNA binding. The record is from RefSeq and is a predicted model, not a curated record.
CUGUCUGACCACCAUAACCCCUCACCAGAUUUCAAGCAUAGAGGGAGGAGAAAAGAAGCUUUGGUCUUAAUUACAUGGUUUUUUUCUUAUAUCAAAUAUUCAGUGACCAGGCGUGGAGAAAAGGAAAAACAAUUUAAGAUUUUUGUGUUUCUUGUGUUUUGAUGUGUGGUGGGGUUUUGGAAGGGUUUGAGAGAGAGAGAGAGAGAAAGGGAGAGAGAGAGAGGAAAGGCAUGGUCUUUCUUAAUACACAGAUCCCCAUGGAAUGCAGAAUGGUCGUCUAGCAUAUUUCGCUUGUUGUUGGAAGAGCUCAUUCUUUUUGUUAGUUUAAAGGGACUUGCUUUGGUCUCUUUCUUUCUACAAGCAAGAGUGAGAGAGAGAGAGAGAGGGAGGUGCAUAGAUUCUUGUGUUCUUCCUUGCCAUGAGUGCUGCAGCUACAAAACAAAAGGCCCGUUUCGAAAUGGUGGGAAGUAAGAAGAGUUGGGGAGAGAGAAUGAUUAGUUUUUUAAGUGUUUUCCAAUGAUUGAGAUGUCUCUCUGAAGAUCUCCUUAGGGCGGAGAGAGAGAGAGAGAGAGAGAGAGAUAUGAAGCCCAUGAACACAAAUAACUGGCUGGGAUUUUCACUCUCUCCUCACAUGAAUAUGGAUGUCUCUACAGACCCAAAUCACCAUCAUCAUCAUCAUCAACCACAGUCUGCAGCAGCAGCAGCUGUUUCUUCUGCUGGAAUUCCUUCCGGCUUCUUUCUCUCUCCUCACCAUCACCAUCCUCAGCUCAACACCUCUAGCUUAUGCUAUGGUGUUGAAGCACCAGCUGAAAAUGGGGCCUUCUACUCUCAGCUGUCUGUCAUGCCACUGAAAUCGGAUGGCUCUCUUUGCAUCAUGGAAGCUCUUACAAGAUCCCAACAAGAAGGAAUGGUGCCAUCCUCAUCACCAAAACUAGAGGAUUUCUUGGGUGGGGCAACCAUGGGGGCCCACCAGUACGGAUCCACUGACAGGGAAGCCAUGGCUCUAAGCUUGGACAGCAUGUAUUAUCAUCAGCACCAAGAAGCUGAAAACAGCAGACAGCACUCUCUGGAUCUUCUCCACCACCCCUUCAGACAGCAGAUUCAAAUGCAGGAACACCACCCAUACUUCCAGCCUGAGAUGUACCAAACAACAUUAGAUGAGGAAUCAAAAGACCCCCAUCUUUCAGACUGCAGCUUGCAGCUCCCCCAAAUGGCAGGAGAUGGGAUUCCAGGCCUGAAGAGCUGGGUGGCCAGGCAUUACGGUACAAACCCUGCAUUGGAGGAUGAUGGAGGUGGGCCUGGGCCUUUGAGUGCAAUGGGGUAUGGGGAUUUGCAGUCAUUGAGCUUGUCUAUGAGCCCUGGAUCUCAGUCUAGCUGUGUGACAGCCCCCCAACAGCAGCAAAUCACAGCUGGUGGGCCUGAGUGCGUGGCCUUAGAUGGGAAGAAGAGAGGGAGUGGGAAAAUGGGCCAGAAGCAGCCUGUCCAUAGGAAGUCCAUUGAUACAUUUGGGCAAAGGACAUCUCAGUAUAGAGGCGUUACCAGGCAUAGAUGGACUGGUAGAUAUGAAGCCCAUCUGUGGGAUAACAGCUGCAAGAAGGAAGGUCAGACAAGGAAAGGAAGGCAAGUUUAUCUCGGUGGUUAUGAUAUGGAGGACAAAGCUGCAAGAGCUUAUGACUUGGCUGCUCUCAAGUAUUGGGGACCAGCAACUCAUAUCAACUUCCCGUUGGAUAACUAUCGUGAAGAACUCGAGGAAAUGAAGAACAUGAGUAGGCAAGAGUAUGUUGCUCAUUUGAGAAGGAAAAGCAGUGGAUUUUCAAGAGGCGCUUCCAUGUACCGAGGAGUUACAAGGCAUCAUCAACAUGGGAGAUGGCAAGCUCGGAUCGGUCGCGUUGCAGGAAACAAAGAUCUUUACCUGGGGACCUUCAGCACCCAAGAGGAAGCAGCUGAAGCCUAUGACAUUGCUGCGAUAAAAUUCCGUGGGGUGAAUGCUGUCACCAACUUCGACAUCUCGAGGUACGACGUUGAACGGAUCACAUCAAGCAGCACUCUUCUUGCAGGCGAGCUCGCCAAGAGAAACAAAGAGAUUGAAGCUAGCCAUGAGGUUGUUGAUCACCGCCCAUCUACCCAAAACAGCAGUGGGGAAGCCAAUGUAACUGAUGAAAACAACAUCGGUUCGGAUUGGAAGAUGGUCUACGAGUCCUCCCCACAGCAACUGCAGACUGUCGAAACACUGGAUCAGAAACCAAUCAACACCAAGAAUUACAGAACCCCAUCUUUCUCGGCAGCUCUACAUGAUCUAAUCGGCAUAGAUACAGUGAAUUCGGUGGAUGGGAUUGAUGAUUCAACCAAAAUGGCGACGGCCCAUUUAUCCAACUCAUCUUCAUUGGUGACCAGCUUGAGCAGCUCGAGAGAAGGAAGCCCAGAUAAGACGGGCCUUUCGAUGCUGUUUUCGAAGCCGGUGCCUGCCAAAUUCGUGGGUCCUACUCCCAUUGGUUCUUGGAUUCCAUCUGCCCCGAUCAGGCCAGCAAUCUCCAUGGCCCAUAUGCCACUGUUUGCUGCUUGGACUGAUACUUAGCUUCUGUUCUUGGUAGAAAAGCAUGAAAAGAUUUUGCAUGAAGGACAGAGAGAGAGAGAGAACAGAAAUGAAUUGGGAGUGUGGAAAAAAAAAAAAAAAGGAAGAGAGAAGAGGGAAGGUUUAUUAGUUUUGGUUUUUAGUAGCUGUUAGUGGAGAUUGGAGAUAUCAUGAAGGUCAUCAUGGUGGGGCCCACCACUCUCUGUAACAAGAAGUUUGAAUCUUUGAAACUGCUCCUUUUGGCCACAUUUGAAGAUUUUUGCAAAUGGAGCGAAAUGAAAGUUCAAGGAAAUGAUUUUAUUUGAA